Molecule: messenger RNA, 2514 nt
Organism: Oreochromis niloticus (Nile tilapia)
Lineage: Eukaryota; Metazoa; Chordata; Actinopteri; Cichliformes; Cichlidae
Product: tetraspanin-15
Exons: 8
Coding region: 240-1298 (352 amino acids)
Cellular component (GO): plasma membrane
Source: RefSeq, a predicted model, not a curated record
ACAAAGCGUGGACUGGCCGGCCGCACGGAAGUGGUUUUGUUUCGGUGGUGAGCCACAAUAAUAUGUGAGAAAUGAGAGGUGCUACGUUAUUAAAACACAACUAGGUCUCCUAAAAGUUUUUGUUUUGUAUUUCUUCAAGAAUAUUUUAUUUUUCAUUAAUAUUUUUUAUAUCGCUCGAACUAAACGAGAGAUAGCUAGUUAGCUUUUUUUUUUAGCUAGCUUUAUUAUCGCAAGCAACCAUGCCUUCCUACAAUGAACUAAGGAAAACCAACUACUUCUACUACUUCAUCAAAUUUACCUUAAAUAUCUACUCGAUGGUCUUCUCGCUGAUGGGUCUUUGUGUACUGUGCGUGGGAGUGUAUGCUGAAGUGGAAAGGCAGAAGAAUCGAACCCUGGAGGGUCUUUUCCUGGCUCCUGCCGUGGUGCUCAUCCUGCUGGGCUUGGUCAUGUUCACUGUGUCAGUGGUGGGCAUGGUUGGAUCCCUCAGGGACAAUAAGACCCUGCUACACAUGUUCCUUUGUGUUCUCUGUGUCUUGCUGCUUCUCCAGGCAAUUGCUCUCGCCACAGCUCUGAUCUUUGAGAAAAAGACGUCUGCCUUGUUUCAGAGCACUAUACGAGAAGGAAUAAAACACUACUACGACGAUCUCGACUUCAAAAACAUCUUGGACUACGUGCAGCAAAAGUUUUCAUGUUGUGGAGGAGAUGAGUAUAAGGACUGGAACGUCAACCAGUACCAUUUCUGCAAUGGUACUGGUCCACUAGCAUGUGGGGUUCCAUACACAUGUUGUAUUCGCCACAAGACGGGAGAAGUCAUCAACACCCUGUGUGGUUACCAGACUCUGGAUAAACAGCGUGAAACCCUGCAUGAGCUGAUCUAUGUGCGAGGCUGCAUCCACGCAGUCAACCUCUGGAUGAGUGACAACAUUGGAAAAACCGUUGGACUCUGCUGCGCCAUUGGGCUGCCACAGCUGCUGGGCAUCGUCCUGAGCUGCAUCUUCUGGAACCUUCUGGUGGAGAUGAGCGAGUCAGCUGACAUGGUGGACUUCAAACUAAAGAAGUUUAAUUACAGCGAGUUGGACCUGGCUGGUGCCGGGUGGUGCAUGUGCCUGCCCAGGGACGGUGGCUACCUGCCCGUCCCAGCCUCAGAGCCUGAGCGUGACCCCAUUGAUAUUCACCUGGAGAAGCUCAAGAAGCAGCCACUCCGUACACACUCUCAGCUCCAAAAACUGCAGCAAUCCAGAUCUGCCACCGGCCUGGAUGAAGUAGACGUUGGCCGCAAGCAUAAAAGGGAACACUGAAUGGUCUUUUUUUUUUUUAAUCAUUUUUUUUUUUAAAGUUAUCAUUAUUAUUUUGACCUGUCAUGCCUUUCGGGAGGUUUUUUUGCCUUUUUUUCUGUCACUGUAGUAAUUUUGUUUGUUGGAAUUGUGUUGCACUACUUGAUAACUGAAACUUUCUGUAACUUGAUCAAACAAAAUUUGGUCAGUUAAAGUGACUAAAUGUACUUUGACACUUUGUGGGUGAAUUUGUUUACAACAAAAUGUGAGGGAACAACAUGCAACAGGAACCUUUUUUACAUUUCUUUUGUUUGUGUCUGUUGAUCUUCAAUGAUUUGUGGCACUAAAUCAUAUUUAAUUUAAUUUGUAUAGCCUUUGAAAAUGAACUACAGGAUGUCUCCAUGUGCUAAAGCUUACCUCAGGCUAUUUUGAAAAUAGCCCAGUAGUCAGAGCACAGUGUGGUGUAUAAAUUAUAAAACCUUGAAAAAAUGUUUGGGGUUUUUUUGUUUGUUUUAAAAGUGUUGGAGAAAUAGGAGUAGCCAAGUAUGUCUUGCGUGUAGCGUCUGUGACGGAUGUAUAGAGUUUGUGUAUUAUUUGGUUUAAUUAUGAUUUCUAUUUAAUUUUGUGAAGUCGGUGUACAUUGUAAGACUGAUAGUUGUGGAAUAACAUGGAAUGCAUGUUUUGUACUGUAUAUAAAGUAAGUUUAAAGCGGGGUCGCGGGAGACAACAAAAAAGCUCAGUUUGUGUUACACGUGAAUUAUAUUUCUACAUCCCAACUACGUCAUAACUUUCGCAAUAACCAGAACCCCAUUUUAACCAUGCGCUGUAACCUUCUACGUAACCCAACGGGAACCUCGUGAGAAAUCUAACUACACGUCAGGUUGACGCAUGCCGCAAAACUUGAAUGGCGUGGAAGUUUCCAGUGUAGGGAUAAAGGGAGUUUCCGGUUACUACACAAGUUAAUACUUUAGUUUCCUGCAGAAUUCUUAAUCAAGCUUCUGGCUCUCAGCGGGAGGGGGAAGGGUCCAUCUACUCAUGUUUUUCAACUAAUCUUUUUAUUCCUCCCAUCUUUUAAAGGAACAACUAUAAAGGGAUUAUCCAGACUACUAAUCCAGUGGGCCAACAACUCUGACAGUGACAGUUUUUGUAUCUGAGCAAUGCACUGUUUUGAGCUUUCCCUCAGCUCUUGCUUGUAUCAAAACUACUGUUCAUUUCAAUAAAGCUGAAUUUAUGUACUGAU